UGGUACAUAAUUCAAAAUGGCUGCUGCUCUCGUGAGGCAGUAUGCUAGUUGUCGCGGUUUAUGGCAACAAAGCAAGUGUAUAAACAAGGUAUUUUGCUUCGAAAACCUGAAAUAUGCAUCUGCGUACUCAACAAAGGUAGAACGACAGAUGAGAAGGCAGGAAUUGAUAACAGAAUUCAAAAAGGGUUCAUACUUUGCAGACAUCAGAGAAUACCAAAGAACAGGAGGAAAGCGAUUUUCUGCACCAGAAAACUUAGUACCUGCGGAGAAUGCUGUGGUUUUCCCAGCAUUUUCUGCGACUGCCCUGUCGGGAAGAUCUGUCAACCUGGAGGAAGAGUUCAAAGAUAAUGUGACGCUUCUUCUAAUCGCUAUGAGAAGCAUAGCCCAGCCAAUGUGUGAUCAGUACCGCAAAGCAUUUCAAGAGGAAUUUCAUGGAAUUAAAGGUGCAAAUUAUUUCGAGGUAAACGUUGUGGAAUACUGGUUUUAUGGCUUAUUUAGAGGAUUCAUAUCACGAGCAUUAAAGAACGCAAUACCGAAGGACAGGCAUGAUAAUUUCCUUUGCCUUUAUAGCUCAUUAAAGAAGUUGAGAAGUAGGGAACUCCUUGGAAAUAUUGUAGUUGGACAUGCAUUUCUAAUCGAUAGAAAUGGUCUUGUAAGAUGGAAGGCAUGUGCUGAACCCACUGGUGAUGAAUUAGUGUCCUUAUCAAAAUGUACUAAACAGCUGCUACUGUAGAAUUUGCCUACGUUAGAGUAGAUUACUAUUCUAAAAAACUGCGCUAGACUUCCUUCCAUAGAAUAUGUAUAUUAAAGAUUUUCAUUCCUUUUCAUUCAUUUUGAGAAAUAAAGUUUGCAACACAUGCAUCUCUUUUGCUGUGCUCAGAUCAGUUGUGCUGUGCGCCAUUGGACAGGGCAAAGGCUCUUACAGCUGCACUGUUCAUUUCCGUAUUAGUGAAAUAUAUAAGGUCCUCCUUUGCAACAGUUAACUGUAAGGUAAGAGAUUACAGCCGUCGAUUGCAAAUGACAAAGGCAGACCUUUAGGGUC
Rhopilema esculentum is the source of this 1042-nucleotide messenger RNA. RefSeq lists its product as uncharacterized. The record is from RefSeq and is a predicted model, not a curated record. Gene Ontology annotation, biological process: mitochondrial proton-transporting ATP synthase complex assembly. Gene Ontology annotation, cellular component: mitochondrial inner membrane. NCBI's taxonomy places the organism in Eukaryota, Metazoa, Cnidaria, Scyphozoa, Rhizostomeae, Rhizostomatidae.